AUGUUAGCAUUUAGAUGUGGAUUGCGAAUAUUAAAUAAGUUAGGAUCUUGUACGAAGAGUAUAGCUGAAAUAUCGAUACAUGCAUUGAAGUUGAAUAAACAAGGAACUAUAGUUAGUAGAUAUUAUUGUAUUAAAUCAGAGGAAUCUUUGGUUACCUUAAAUAAUGAAUCAAAUUCAGUAAAACCAUUUGAAAAUAUUGAUUAUGACUCAAUUACUGAAGGUGACGAAGAAAAGUUGACAAAAUUAAAACGUCUAAUACUUGAGAUUGAUCUACUUUAUGAGAGUGGUGAACAAAUACCAAACCAUUUAAGAGUAGACCAAUGGAAGAACUUGUUGCAAUUAAAUAGUCGAUCAUCCCGGAUGAAACAUUUAAGGUAUUUAUUUUUAAUUGAAAAAAAAAAAGAAAAUCGUAUUGUACGUAAAUUAGAAAAAAGAGCUGAACGCUUAGAACUAUAUGAAAAUCAACCCAAAAAUGAUCACAUUGAAUAUGGAUUAUUGAGAAAUAGUAUGUUCCACAGAAUUUAUGAAAAACAAAUAAAUUCUCUUUACAAUUACCGCUUAUGUGAAGCUAUGUUGUUUGGGCAAGAUAUUGUAAUUGAUUGUGGUUAUGAUGGACACAUGUCUCUUAAAGAAAGAACAAAUUGUGCUAAGCAAUUACUUUUGAUGUGGUCUUAUAAUCGUAUGCACAAGGAUCCGUUUAACAUUAUAUUUUGUAAUAUUAAUAAAGAAGAUACUGUUUUCAAAUCUUUAUCAAAAACAAUACCAACUAUUGACGAACCAACAUUUCCAAUUAACUACACACAUAAAAGUUACUUAGAACUAUAUCCAAGAGAAAAGCUUGUGUAUUUAACUCCUCAUUGUAAUACAGAACUUAAACAGUAUAAUCAUGACGAUGUAUAUAUUAUUGGUAAAAAAAUAAAUAAUAAUAUUUAUGAUUAAAUAAAAUAAUAAUAAUUUUCAUAUUUUAAGGAGCAAUGGUUGACAAAAUGAAAGUUGAACCAUUAUCAUUAGCAAAAGCAAAACGAGAUAAAAUAAGAAUGGCGAAAUUACCUCUUGAUUCAUAUUUAGAUUGGAAACAAGGAACUAAAAACUUAACUAUUAAUCAAGUAAGUUCAUUAAAUUUAAUAUAAAGUUUUUAUGUAAAUCUUUACUACUAUAUUUAUGGGUUUAGUGAACUUGGGGAUUUAAGCUUUAAGCUUAUAUUUAUAGAAAGUCCAGGUGGGUGAUUUCAAUAGAAUAUGGUAUUGUUUCUGUAGGGCGGAGGAAUUCACCUUAUAGUUGAUAAUGUCAUUCUCUCUGUGGGAGGGGCUUAGAAUACUGGGUUAUGUCUUUGAUUGCUCCUUUUGUUAUUACGUAACCAAAAAAGUUCCUAAAGUGUGUCAAAAUAAUUAAUAUUUUAGGUAUACUGAUAGAUUUUUUUUUAAAUAUCAAUUAUAUGAAAUGUGCGUUUUUAAUGUUAUUUUUAGAUGCUUAUGAUAAUGGUAGACCUAAAAAUGGAUAAUAAUUGGGCUAAUGCUUUAAAACAUAUACCAAGAAGAAAACUUUUAGAAAUUGAUGCUUAUCAAAGAGAACUUACUGGAAAUAAUCAAAAGUUGUCAGCAAAACAAAUCAGAGAAGAUUUUAGAAGGAAUUCUGUAUACAAAUUAUUAAUUAAAAAGUAA
This is a messenger RNA of Cinara cedri, 1661 nucleotides long. The record is from the annotation of a GenBank genome assembly. Lineage: Eukaryota; Metazoa; Arthropoda; Insecta; Hemiptera; Aphididae.